AAAACAGCUGAUUUAAGAUAACGGAAGUCUUAGAAUAGAGAAUCUCAGAAUAGAGAAAAUGUUUUUACAAUGGCAGCACGAUAAAAAGAAAGAGACAUUGUAUGUACAUUGUACCGUGUCCUUCCUAUCGUGUUGUUGCUGCUUCAAAUCACAUGUGAUACGCAUUCUUGUCACUAGGAAUUAUCGAUGAUAUUUUCAUCGUCUUUAUUCUAUACUUUAUGUCGCGUGUUGCCAGUCAUUACAGUAGACAUCGAUAAUGUAAUAGGAAAAACCUGAUUUUAUAAACAAUGUCAAAAUUCAACAGAUUACUCUUUCUUUAUUCUUUAUCGUCUGUUAUCACUUCAGCUUUAACUGUGACUUCAACUGUUUGUGAAGUACCUGAUCGUGACUUAAGUUAUAUAUAUAAUUUAACAAAAUUAUCAUUAAAUAAAGAAGAUAUCAUUAUCGAAAAUGAUUAUACAAAUGAAACAAUACAUAUGCAAUUAUGUUCGCCAUUAAAAAAAAAAUGCAACAAUCAAGAUGGAUAUGCAAUAUGUUUAAUAAAGAAUAACACAGAAAAGGGAAUAGGCAAAUUUCCUCCUGAAGUUGAUAAUAGAUCUGGAAAAAUAUUAUUUAACUUUACUGGUGACAAUUGUUUGUUUGAUAUCAAGUAUAAAGUGCAAAUCAUUAUGCAAUGUGAUUAUGCCGCGGAAAAUAAUUCGCAUCCUAAGUUAUCUUCAUAUGUGGACAAACAAUGUAACUUAUUCAUCUCAUGGAACACAACAUUAGCUUGUGGACCAAGAUUACAAACAAAUUGUACAGUUGUCAAUAAUGGUUAUCAUUACGAUUUAAGUCCUUUAACAAGGUCUUCAAAUAAUUAUGUUAUUCACAUAAACAAUGAGAAAAAAUCACCUAAAAUAGUCUUAAAUGUCUGUCAAUCUAUAAUACGUCAAUAUGCUAUGUGUCCAAUUAAGUCGGGCGCUUGUCUAGAUGAUCCUGAGAAACCAAAGAGAUAUUCAAGUUUAGGAGAAGUACAAAAACCUCUUUUCUUCAAAGAUGAAUAUUUACAAAUAGAAUAUCAAGAUGGUGCGGUGUGCCUCCAAAAUAUUAGUACUCCACACAUUAAAACAACCAUCAAAUUUGUGUGUCAUUUUGAAGCCACGGAGACUAUUCCAGAAUAUGUUGGAGGAAGAGAUGACUGUCAUUAUCAGUUAGUAUGGUAUACUGCUGCAGCGUGCAGCAUUGAGUCUCUACGUAAUUACAGUAUCAAAACAGCAGGCAAAUGCUCUGUUACGAAUCCACUCACCAAUUUUACAUAUAAUUUCCAGUCAUUGAUGAACAGAGACUAUAUGGUCGUAAAUACAAGCGAAAAUAUAAAAUACAAAUUCAGAGUAUGCGAAGCACUUACAGAUAACACAUGCGGAAUUGGAAUAGGAAUAUGCAAUUCAAAAUACAGUACAUCACUGGGUCAAGCUAACACAAAUUUAAUAUGGCAGCAGGGUGGCCCUUAUUUAAAUUAUACUAAUGGUAAAUUAUGCGAUAAUGGGCUGCAUCAUUAUACAGUUAUCGGAUUUUUUUGCGGACCGGAAGGAUCGUCCAAUCAGCCGCUGCUUAUGGAAGACUCUCCUUGUCAGACUGUUAUACACUGGAACAUAAAUCUAGCUUGUGAGAAAAGAAUAAAAUGUGCAACUAGUAAUGACGAUGAAAUUAACUUAACUCCUCUUAUACAAUCUACAAAUAAUUACAUCGUAAAAGUCAAUGGUACUGAAUUCCAUAUAAAUAUAUGCCGACCACUAGUUGCCACUCGAGGUCUUACAUGUGCACAUGGUAGUGCUGCUUGUAAAGUCUCAGUAAAUUCAAAGAAUGAAUAUACCAAUGAAACCAGUUUGGGAUUUCCUGAGGAUAGCCCCACAUUAAAUAAAGAUCUACAAAUAAUAUUACGUUAUACUGGUGGUUCACAGUGUCCAGAGAAUCCAGUUAAAUCGAUAUCUUCAAAUUUCACAUUUGUUUGUGAUAAUAAUAAUCAGGGACUUCCAGUAUAUAAAACUUAUGUUAAUUGUACUUAUAUGUUUGAAUGGAAUACUAGUAUAGCAUGUGGAGCAGUAAUAGGAGGCUGGACACCACCCUGUAUUAUAAAGGAUGGUUUUCUAUCGUAUGAAUAUGAUCUUUCUUUGUUAUAUAAAAGAGAACAAAUAUACUAUGUGAAAAGCAAACAAGACAAGGAGUACAGUAUAAAUAUUUGUGGUGGAGAAAAAUAUUGUAACGGAUCCGCUGUAUGUAAUGGAGGCAAUGGUUAUGGAUCACUGAAGAGUGUAGUUUUUGAUUACAGCCGAGAUGAUGUAAAGCUCAAAUAUUCAAAUGGCAGUAAAUGUAACAACAGUUCCUAUACCUCCGAAGUAAGAUUUAUAUGUAACGAUUCCAUAGGGAUUGGUGUACCGAAACUGCUGCUGGAAUCACAGUGUAGCGCGGAAUUUGAAUGGCACACCGAAGUGAUCUGCACGAAACAUGCUAAUUCUCGAGACGCAGAUCGAGAAGAAGUACCGUCCUCCGGAAUUCUCUUAGUCUCUUCUAGUCACGCUGGAGCGAUAGCUGGCAUAGUGCUAACUGUGAUCGCGGUGUUGGCCGCUUUAAUUUAUUUCCGAAAUCCGGAGAAAAGAGCGUGCUUUCACUCAUGGAUAAAUCUGCUUAGUUUUAGAAGAGGCGCAGGCCGUGUCCAGUAUUGUAGAGUUGAUACGACUGAAGAGGCUAGGCUUUUGUUCGACGCUUCUGAUCCCACGCAGUGUCAAACGGAUAGUGAUGAUGAUCUUUUGCAUGCAUAGCGAAAUAACGAUAUAAUUUUUGUUCUAAAAUUAUAGAUUUUACCGAAUUACUGAAUUAUAAUAAUUUAUUUUCAAUAUUUUUCUGUAAAUUGUCGAAUAUAAACCAUCUUGAAAAUCAUAUGAAACAAAGUAUAAAAUUAAUACAUUCCAUUAAUAAUAUUCGUAUACUAUAAAUUCCUACCAUUUUCUUUUCAA
Messenger RNA from Cataglyphis hispanica, 2993 nucleotides. RefSeq names its product cation-independent mannose-6-phosphate receptor (gene Lerp). Bases 288 to 2798 code for a protein of 836 amino acids. The transcript has 16 exons. Gene Ontology annotation, biological process: lysosomal transport. Gene Ontology annotation, molecular function: D-mannose binding; signaling receptor activity. NCBI's taxonomy places the organism in Eukaryota, Metazoa, Arthropoda, Insecta, Hymenoptera, Formicidae. The record is from RefSeq and is a predicted model, not a curated record.